UGUGUGUGUGUGUGCGUUGGGCGGCUGGGUGGGUGUGUCUCGCGUCGUGUGCCGUCUGGUGCCCAAAAAUGGAAGACGCUACGAAGAAUAAAUCAUGAAACGCACUCAAUGAAGAAAAGAAAGACAAAUGAAAUGACUUGGUAGAAAAGAAAAAAGAAAACGAAAAAAAAGAAAAGGGAAAGGCGUCGAAGGAAAGGGAAAUGGGUUUGAUAAUUGAGAAACAAAAGACGAAAGACGAAGUGAUAAGACCAAGGCAGAAAGACGAGAGAACGAGGAAGAAAGUGCGCGAAGGAGGAGGAGGAGGAUUAGGAAAAGGAGGAGGAGGAGGAGGAGUGGGACCUUCGCAAAUGCACCGCCACCACAAUGGAGGAGGAGGCGGCGGCGGCGGAGGAGGUGGAGGCGGGAGAAGCAGUGGAAGUGGAAGUAGUGGCGAGGAGCCGAGAGGGCGGAGGCGAUGGAAGCCGAUUCAAGUGGUGACGAUGGCGGCGAUAAGGGAGAGCAACAAAGCCAGGAGCAGGUCGGCGAAGAGGCACAAAGACAAGUCAUCCAUAACGGCGAGAGGCGGCGAGAAGUCACGGCGAGGCAGAGGAGACAAUGACACCGGCGCCAGGGACGGAAGGUCGUUGAGGAGGGGCGCCGAACUUCAAGGGAGUGUCAGGAGUCAUGGCUCUGGCACUGGCACGCUGUCUGGAGGCAAGCACAGGCAAGGAGCAUCAUCGCGUUCGGCUGGGCGGCUCGAACACUCCUCCAGCUUCAACCGAAAUCACAUCAACAACAAGAGCUUCAGGUCCAGCAGCGGCAGUACGAGGAGAAGCACAAAGAGUGUCAGAAGCUCCUCUAGUGGGACUCCAUCGGGUGGCUCCAGACGGCCCGCUCGACCCAACUCCCUCACCGCCACCUUCCAGACCCUCGUCCCACUCGCGGCUCUCUCCCCCACUCCCUCGGGGCCUGAUAUAGCCACACGUGUAGCUCUUAUUGCUUGUGUUGGCACUGGGAAGAGUGGUGAGGGGUCUGGAGGGGCUGGUGGGAGUGGAGACAAUAAUAUUAUCGCCUCUGGUAGUGGUGGUGGCGAUGGUGGCGGCGACAAUGUAAUCAAAGCGGAGGAAACACAGAAAGCGGAGGUUUGUGACCCACCUGCUGCCGAUGGAGACGCUCACGACACGAAACCCGACCUCAACGACGGCGAAAACCAACCCGACGACAUCACUUCGAUUUCUGCAAGCGAAGCAAAUGCACAAGAAGGAGAGAGCGAGAUAAAGCUUCAAAACGAGGAAGAUCCCACACCAGAUGACUCGACAUAUGACGCCGAAGAUAUCGAAAACGAAAUCCUUAGCAUCAUUGCGACACUCACGGGCGAUGGGAACACGCAGGAAGAGUCCACUACUGAACAUCAACUCGAGAAAGACUCCACGCUUGCCAAUUCGACAUCCGACGGUGAAAACAAUGAAAACUACAUCGCUGGCAUCCCUUCGAUCCCCACGGACGCGGAAAAUAUACAAGAGGAAGGGAAAGAAAAAGAUAACGAUACUAUCUCCACCUAUUCCAUGUACGACAACGUGACAACCGAAGACCACAUCAGUGACAUCUCUUCCAUCCCCACAGACACAAGAAGCACACGAGGAGAUGAAAAGGAGGAAGAAAAGGGAGAAAACGACGCCAAACCCCCGGACGAGAAAAUUUUCACUACGGUCCUCCAUCGUACGAGUUUCAUAGAAGAUUCGGACGAAAACGAAGAAACCCAACGUGGGCAGGAUCAAAGUCAGCGUGAGUCGUGGCCGCGGCGAGUCUCUCUGAAGAUGUAUAUCACAGAGGAGUCAUAUGCAGUGGAGGGGGAAGAGGAAGACGAACGGCCGCUGAAGGAGAAAGAUGAACGAGCGCGAGGUGGAACAUUUAUCGUCGCGGAAGAUGAAGCCAGACAAAGAAUGGAAGACGAGAUCGAUGGGAGAAAGAAGCAAAUAGAAGGCGAGUCGGAAAAAAGAAAGAGUGUAGAUGAAGUUGAAAGGGAGAUAAAGACACGAAAGGUAGAGGAGAAAGAAAGCGAAAAAGAAGAAAAUACAAGACACCAAGACACCGAAGCCAAAGAAACAGAAGAGGCGAAAGAGGAGGAAAUGGAAAGACAAGAAACGGAAAGCAAGGAAAACCAAGAAACAGAAGGAGCACAAGAGGAAGGAGAGAACAAGACAAAGAAACAACUAUUAAGGGAAGAGAACAGAAGCCGCGGGACUGUAAAUGAUGAUGAGGAAGCCGAGGCGACGGAGAGCGACAAAAAAAUGACGGAAGGGACCCCGAUGUCACCUAAUGAAGAAGGUCUCGAGGUGAUGCCGAUACCGAGGACGACGCAGAGAGGCGAAGAAGGAGCGAGGGGAGAUAACAGCGCCGUUCCUAAUGAAGAGAUCGCAAGGAAAAUGGAAUGCGACGGAGACACUGCGCGGAGACAAGACCAGGAGGAAGAGGAAGUGGCGGCGGAAAGAGUAACGAAUGGCAAAGAAAACGAGGAGAAGAGGGAAGAUACUGCGAAGGACCAAGAAAAAGGGGUGACUGAGAAAAACGAAACCAAUGAAAAGAUGCAAGACAGUAAUGUAAAAAGUGACGAGGAAGACGGUGAAAUAAGGAAAAUAAAAGCCAUAGCGGACGGUCUGCGGGAAAUCAGAGACCAUGAGGAAGCCAUAAUAGAAAAUGAAAUGACUAAGGAGAGGCAGGAAGAGGAGGAGGAAGAAGAUAUUGAUGAUGAUGAGGAGGAGGAUAGAGGAAAAGGAAAUGAGGAGUGCAACCUGAUCUCUCAGGAAGAAAGAGAUGACAGUUAUGGAAUGUCAGACGCCGGAACGUUGUACUACCGUCAGCAGCUCCUCAAAGGUACGUUAUUAUAGACGUGGGUCACUGGUGCCAAAUUCGCUGCUUUAGUCCCUUCCAGAAAUUGACCCUCCUACC
This is a messenger RNA of Eriocheir sinensis (Chinese mitten crab), 2928 nucleotides long. RefSeq names its product eukaryotic translation initiation factor 5B-like. The transcript is spliced from 2 exons. NCBI's taxonomy places the organism in Eukaryota, Metazoa, Arthropoda, Malacostraca, Decapoda, Varunidae. The record is from RefSeq and is a predicted model, not a curated record. The coding region runs from base 201 to 2867 and encodes 888 amino acids.